Messenger RNA from Musa acuminata AAA Group (dessert banana), 1072 nucleotides. RefSeq names its product enoyl-CoA delta isomerase 1, peroxisomal. Gene Ontology annotation, biological process: fatty acid beta-oxidation. Gene Ontology annotation, molecular function: delta(3)-delta(2)-enoyl-CoA isomerase activity. Gene Ontology annotation, cellular component: peroxisome. Bases 103 to 843 code for a protein of 246 amino acids. The record is from RefSeq and is a predicted model, not a curated record. NCBI's taxonomy places the organism in Eukaryota, Viridiplantae, Streptophyta, Magnoliopsida, Zingiberales, Musaceae. The transcript has a single exon.
CACUGUGUUGGAGCCACAUGGUUUUAGAAUACAUUACCCUUGGCGGCUACAAGUACGGUCGUCGUGACUCGUGAUCGCUCACGAGACCAUUCGUAGGUGGUGAUGGCGGAAAUGUGCAGAGUGGAGAAGCGUGGGCGGGUGUACCUCCUCACCCUCGCCGGCACCGACGAGCACCGCCUCAACCCCGCCCUCCUCGACGCCAUCCGCUCCGCCCUCGCCGGCGUCCGCUCAGACGCCGCGGCGUCGGGCGGAUCCGCCGCCCUCGUCGUCGCCGCCGAGGGCAAGUUCUUCUCCAACGGCUUCGACCUCGCCUGGGCCAGGGUCUCCCCCUCCGACCGCGCCCCGCUGAUGGUCCCCGCCCUGCAACGCACCAUCGCCGACCUCCUCUCCCUCCCCAUGCCCACCAUCGCCGCCGUCACCGGCCACGCCGCCGCCGCCGGGUGCUUCCUCGUGCUGAGCCACGACUAUGUGGUCAUGCGGGCCGACCGGGGGUUCCUCUACAUGAGCGAGAUCGACAUCGGGUUGCCGAUCACGGAGAACAUCAUGGCCGUGAUGAGGGCCAAGAUCGCCGACCCGAGGACGCGCCGGGACUUGCUGCUGCGGGGGAAGAGGAUGACGGCGGCGGAAGCGGCGGCGAGGGGGAUCGUCUAUCGGGCGGUGGAAGGGGCUGCGGAGACGGUGGAGGCGGCGGUGGCGAUGGGGGAGGAACUGGCGGCCAGGAAUUGGGACGGCGAGGUGUACGCCUCGAUAAGGAAGGGGGUGUUUCGUGAGGCAUGCAGAGGGAUCGGGGUAGCGGUGGAGGAAGAGGAUGCGGAGAUGAAGAAGGCAGCCUCCAAGCUCUGAAUCCGUUGACCGGGUAAGAGACUGUGUUAUAAGCAUGGAAUAAUGAAUGAUUGAGCUGUUGAUCUGAUAUGGUCAAAUGCUACUGUGAUGACCGGGAAGGAACCUAUUUACGUUAAUCUCUGCGCCGUUUGCUGCAUAAUAUUUGCCUUUUCGGAGUGGUGUCGCUGAAUUCAACGUGUUGAAUCUGAACGAUGAAAUCAAUUGAUAAUUAUAUUUAUAUUUUAAUCUA